This is a messenger RNA of Ochlerotatus camptorhynchus, 876 nucleotides long. RefSeq lists its product as uncharacterized. Gene Ontology annotation, molecular function: DNA binding. Gene Ontology annotation, biological process: regulation of transcription by RNA polymerase II. NCBI's taxonomy places the organism in Eukaryota, Metazoa, Arthropoda, Insecta, Diptera, Culicidae. Gene Ontology annotation, cellular component: nucleus. Bases 1 to 876 code for a protein of 291 amino acids. The transcript has a single exon. The record is from RefSeq and is a predicted model, not a curated record.
AUGGCGGACGUGUGGCAACAUUUUAAGAAACUUCCCGACGAGCGCGCCCAGUGUUUGAAGUGUCCGCAAAUUCUGUUAUGCAAAGGUGCUUCAACUAGUGGUUUGUGGUGGCCAGAACCAACUCCGGUACCGGCGAAGCAGCCCAAGUUGUCCGUUAAUUCAACCGUGAAGCAAUCGUCGUUGGAUCCGUUUCUGAAACGAAGUUCACUUCGCGAGAUUGUUGCACGUCUAGCGGCAUUGGACGGGAUAUCGAUUGCUGCCAUUACGAAGAGCAAGUUUAUUCGAGAGUCAGUGUCAGCUAGAGGAUUUAAACUGCCAACAUCCAAAUCCACGAUAAUCAAACUCAUCCAUGAGUUCUACGAUGAAAUUAAAAAUCAGACCAAGAAGGAAUUUCACGACAGGAUCGUCGAAAAAAAGGAGCUCGUCAGUCUUACAACAGAUGAUUGGACCAGUUCUGCUAACAAGCGAUACUUGAACAUUAACGUUCAUUUCGCAGAUGGUUCAUGUUACAACCUAGGAUUGUCUCGGAUUCACGGUUCUUUCCCAGCAGAAAAGAUUGCCCAUGCUAUCGAACAAGUUACCAAGGACUUCGGCAUUGACAUUGGCUCUAUAACGGCCGUAACACCUGGCGCAGCUUCGGUAAUGGUAAAAUUUGGGAAAAUCGUGCCAUAUUUCCACCAGCUAUGCUACAACCACGCAUUGCACCUUGCCGUACAAGACGUCAUCAAUCAAAUGAACUCCAACGAAUCCGAGUCCACGGCAAGUGAAGAACAUUCUUCUUCUGAAAUUCAGGAUUUUGAUGACGAAGAUAGUGACAACGAAGACCGACACGAUUAUUCUGAUAACGAAAAGUUCUAUUCAUCCGGUACGCUAUGA